Cinara cedri is the source of this 613-nucleotide messenger RNA. The record is from the annotation of a GenBank genome assembly. Lineage: Eukaryota; Metazoa; Arthropoda; Insecta; Hemiptera; Aphididae.
AUGCUUAAGAAAAAUGCAGUGCCUAGUAUUUUUCCAGGUAAAAAAAAAUACGUAUACUUUAUUGUUCAGGUAUUUAAAUUUAAAUUUAUUAUUAUUUUUUAGAAAUAUAUAAUGAACUUUUUGCUGAAACUUUGUGUAGUAUUAGUGUUGAGGGUGAUAAGAGUAAUUAUGAUAAUGGUAGGUUUUUACAUUAAAUAAAAUAUAUUAUUUGAAUUUAAAUUUUAUUAUAAUUUAUUUUUUACAUAUUUAGAUCCAUCUGAUCAGUUGGAUAUUAUAGAUGGUAGUAUGGAUGUCUUGGAUCAAACCACAGUUAUGCAAGAGCCAAGUAAAUAAUUAUAUAAAAUAAUUUAAUUAUAAAUUAUAUUUUAUUGUAAUCAUUAUUUAAUAAUUCGUAAUUGGUUUAGGUAUCAAUUUACUUGAUGGUCAAUCUGAAGCAUUAACUUCAUCGAGGUUAAAAAGUAGACUAGUUCAAAAAGUCAGGUAUAAUUUGAUGGUCCAUAUUGAGUUAUCAUUAAUUGAUUAAUUAAUUACAUUACGAUUAUUUCAUUUCAGUAAAACAAAAUAUUUUGCUGGCAAUUUCAAAUUAGAUGAUAAAUCAAACUCCAAUGAAUAA